AUGAUACCCACGCUUGUCACUGCUUUGCUUGCGGGUGGCAGCUUUGCCUACGCUGCCCCUGAAGAAUACGACUAUGUCAUUGUCGGAUCUGGUCCAGGUGGAGGUCCCCUAGCAGCCAAUCUGGCAUCAAGUGGAGCUUCCGUCUUCCUAAUCGAAGCUGGAGGCGAUAAUUCGAGGGACAUCGCUCAGGCAUUGCCAGCGCGUCAGGCUUUCUCUGCUGAGAACGCUCCACACUCGUGGCAGUACUUUGUCGAGCACUACGGAAACAACGAGACGCAGGCUCGGCGCGACUGGAAGUACACCUAUCGCCAGACCAAUGGAAGUCUCUACACUGGAUUGGAUCCGCCAGCGGGCGCUACACCUCUAGGUAACAUGUAUCCAAGAGGUGCGACUCUAGGUGGUAGUGCCCAAGUCAACGCCAUGAACCUUGCAUGGGCCCCCGACAACGAAUGGGAUUACAUCGCCGAGCUCACGGGCGACUCCACCUGGGGCCAUGAGAACAUGCGUCGACUUUUCAUGGAGAUGGAGAAUUGCACUUACGUGCCCCACGGAACUCCAGGCCAUGGCUUCGACGGGUUUCUUCAGACUACUAUUUCCAAUCACGACAGGGAUAUGAUGAACCCUGGCAUCGCCAGUUUUUUCUCCGAGAUGUUUCGCGUCGUGGAGGGGAUUGAGGUCAGCGCUAACGACACGGCGGAAAUGGCGAGACUCAUCGCCCGUGAUGUCAAUGGUAUUGAGAGCGACCGUUACGAAUCAAAGAUCUCUGGACGCAUGAAUGCGAUCAAUCCUUCUUCCGGCAACAGAAGUGGUGUUGCUGACCACCUCAACAACAUCGUCGCCGGAGGACACCCAUUGACCAUCAGUUUGAACUCUCUUGCCCAGAAGGUUCUUUUCGAGGACUGCGAGGGCACCCCCAAAGCCAUCGGCGUUGAAUAUCAGGUUGGUGAGGGACUCUACUCCGCUGGCCAACAAUACGACGAGUCUCAAACUGGAGAAGUCAAGACCGUGCGCGCAAAGAAGGAGGUUAUUCUUUCAGCAGGUACCUUUAACACGCCACAAAUCUUAAAGCUCAGCGGUGUCGGGCCCCGCGAUGAAUUGGAAGAGCACAACAUCCCUAUCGUCGCUGAACUCCCUGCAGUGGGAAACUUCAUGCAAGACAACUACGAAGCCCCCCUCAUAAUCCGCGCCUCGGAGCCCUGGAUCGUAAAUACAUCCUCCCCAUGCACAAACACCUUCAACGCCUCGGACCCCUGCUUCCUCCUCUGGCAAAACAACGGCACAGGACCCUACACCUCAGGUGGCGGAUUCUACUUUACAGCUCGCAGCUCUCAAUCCUGGGACAACGAUUCCGACCUCUUCUUCCUGGGCGCGCCCGGCCGCUCCCGCAGCGGUUUCUUCCCCGGAUACUCCAACGGCACCGUCGAGCCAAACUACUGGGCCACAUCCAUGAUCAAAAUGCAAACCAGCAACGCCGCGGGUACCGUCAAGCUCCUCUCCACAGACCCACGUAUCGCACCCGCCAUCAACUUCAACUACUUUGCUGAAAACGCCGACCGCGAUUUACAAGCGCUUACCGAGGCCGCAGAGAUGCUGCUUGCCGGGUACGACGGUACGGGGAUCCCGUACGAGCUUAUUACACCUAGUCGCGAUAACAUGCGCCAGGGCAUCUUGGACGAGUCGUUCAGCCACCACGCUACGUCCACGUGCCGCAUGGGACCCGACAGCGCGACGGUCGAGGAGGCGUGCGUCGAUACCAAGUUUAGGGUCAAGGGGAUCAAGAGUUUGAGGGUUGUCGAUGCCAGUGUGUGGCCUCGUGUGCCUGGAGCUUUCCCCAACGGGCCUACGUUCACUAUGAGCAUGAAGGCUUCUGAGGUUAUUCUUGGGCUGGAGUAG
This is a messenger RNA of Periconia digitata, 1893 nucleotides long. NCBI's taxonomy places the organism in Eukaryota, Fungi, Ascomycota, Dothideomycetes, Pleosporales, Periconiaceae. The record is from the annotation of a GenBank genome assembly.